Messenger RNA from Purpureocillium lilacinum, 1083 nucleotides. The record is from RefSeq and is a predicted model, not a curated record. Lineage: Eukaryota; Fungi; Ascomycota; Sordariomycetes; Hypocreales; Ophiocordycipitaceae.
AUGUCUGGUGAAACAACCGAUGAGCGACAUGUCAAUUGGCAGAGCGUUGCCCUCGGAUGGGGUGAGCUUUGGUGUGAAAAUUACAUGUUUUUAGCUGUCCAGGUGGGAAAACGUGCCGGCCAGCAGAGCACGCCGCCGGCAUUCAAAUCUAGCGACUACGUAUGGUCCGGGGCGGCCAAGUCACCCACUCACUCACUCACGCACCCCGGAUCCAGAUCCAGAUCCAGGUCCACCAACAAGCGCUUACGGCGAAGCGUACUUGUACCCGUACUGCUCCUUCGCCUUGUCGACAAUCUCUUUGAGCGCCCUCGUCUUCUCGGCGGCCUCCCCCUCCUGCGGCUUGAGGGACGAGACGGACGGCGGGUUGGGGACGGUGAAGCCCCGCUGCACGGCCGGGCGCUCCCAGCAGCGCGCCAGCCACGACUUGACCGAGGGGAACUGGUCGAUGGAGAUGGUGGUGAAGUUGAGGCCGUUGACCCAGCCGAGCAGCGCAAUGUCGGCGAUGCUGUACUUGCCCUUGCCGGGGCCCACGAUGUAGUCGCGGUCCUGGAGGCGCGCGUCGAGGAUCCCGUACAGCCGCUCCGUCUCGCCGACAUAUCUCUGGAUGGGAUACGGGAUUUUCUCCUUGGAAAAGCGGACGAAGUGGUUCCCGAUCCACGACUCGGCACGGGUGUAGUUGUCGUCGUCGACGGCAAAGCUGAAGCGGCGCUCCGUGUCAUACCGGCGCGCCAGGUAUCCGAGGAUGGCGUUGCCCUCGAACACGGCGAGGCCGCCGUUGUCGUGGUCCACAAUGGCGGGGAUGCGGCCGUUGGGGUUCACGGCCGUGAACCACGGCUCCUUCUGCACGUUCUGGCCAAUGUUGAUGCCCUGCGCCGUGUACUGCAGGCCGUACGCCUCCUUGAGCUCCUCGAGCAGGAUGCUGGCCUUGUAGCCGUUUGGCGUGCCUGUCAAGAGCUCGAUGCCCUUGGAGGCGAUGAGGCCGGUAGGACGCGACAUGGCGGCGACGGCGUCUUCCUGUUCGGUCGUCGGGGCGGAGCGGCAGGGACUUUGGUUUGCGUGACGUAUGUGUAUGCGAUGAAUUAG